Cydia splendana is the source of this 1415-nucleotide messenger RNA. Its product is annotated as WD repeat-containing protein 74. The transcript has 9 exons. Lineage: Eukaryota; Metazoa; Arthropoda; Insecta; Lepidoptera; Tortricidae. Bases 119 to 1399 code for a protein of 426 amino acids. Gene Ontology annotation, cellular component: nucleolus; preribosome, large subunit precursor. The record is from RefSeq and is a predicted model, not a curated record. Gene Ontology annotation, molecular function: protein binding. Gene Ontology annotation, biological process: ribosomal large subunit biogenesis.
UCUUAUGUCAAAGUCAAAUAGGCAUUUUCAAAACAAAUUCACGUGUUGGUUAUACAUGUUAAGGUCGUAUUAGUGAAUUAAAUUUUAUUCUUUAAACUUAGAUGUUAAAUAAUACAAAAUGCAAAUAAAACAAGAGGAUACGGAAAUAGACAUAUUUGUCGCCACUAAAAUAGGUUCAUUUAAACAUGUGAAAUACCACACUGACGCUACAAAGAACAAUAAGAAGUGUAUAGAGAACCUGGUCGACAUCAAGUCUCUGCAGAAAGAUGAAGGCGUCACCUGCAUGGAGUGGGGGAAUGCGGAGCAGACCGAGAUACUGCUGGGGAAGAAGAAUCAACAGAUCCAAGUGUAUAGUACAGAUGGAACUCUCCACCGCAGUUAUACUGCCGACUAUGGGACAGGACAUGUGGUCGGCGUCGGGCGGUGCAGACGACUGAUCAGCGCGCUCAGUACUGGUGUUGUCAAGAUAUGGAAGAAGAAGGAGGAAGUACUUGUCGAUACGGGGGGCAAGCUGGAUCGAAUGAGAGUGUGCGCCGCAGAACAGCUAUUUGCCACGGGAGGCGAAGAAAACGACCUGAAAAUCUACCGCAUCGGCGAGCCCGAGCCGAUCUUCAGCGCCAAAAAUCUGGCUCAUGACUGGCUCCAACUGCGCCGAGACAUCUGGGUGUCUGACCUGUGCUGGUGCGGUCAGGGCGGUCAGCUAGCUGCCGUGUGCUCCCGCCAUGGCUAUAUCAGGUUGUACGACGUGCGAGCGCAGCGCCGGCCGGUGUGCAACAUCGAGGUGGACAAAAUGGCCGCCACCUGCAUAGCCCCUGGACGGGACGAGAGAGAAGUAAUGGUGGGGUUCGGUCGCGGGCAGCUGCACGCGGUGGAGUUCCGCGCCGCCCGCCUCGGCGCGGGGCUGCGCGGCGCCGCCGGGGCCGUGGCCGGCGUGGCCGUGGCGGGGGGACAAGUGUACAGCGCCAGCCUGGACCGCCACCUGCGCGUGCACUGCUACAGCACCAAGCAGCUCGAGUAUAAGCAAUACUUGACGUCGAAGCUGACUGGACUCCUGGUACAGACAGAGGGCAGCACUCCUCUCCGCUCUGCGCCAGAAGUCAAGGAAGAACUAGAGGUUCAGGACGAGAUGGAUCAGCUCUUCCAACACAUGGAUACCAUUGAAGACAAACCCAAAAAGCAAAAGCUGCCACCAGUACCCACGCCAUCCAAAAAAGCGAAACCAUCGCUAGAGGGCAGCACUAUAGACCUGAAUGAUGAUAACCUAGAAGAUGAGGACCAAGUAGUAGAGGACCAAGAAGACGCCAUCAAGAAGUUGCUGAGAAGCACCGAGAAGCAGAAGAGAAGAAUGGAAAAGAAGAAAAAGGAGAAGAAAGCUAAGAGCGUGUUCCAUAAUGCUUAGAAUAAAUUGUUACAUA